Molecule: messenger RNA, 3417 nt
Organism: Hyla sarda
Lineage: Eukaryota; Metazoa; Chordata; Amphibia; Anura; Hylidae
Gene: FAM194C
Product: chromosome 4 C3orf20 homolog
Exons: 20
Coding region: 47-2929 (960 amino acids)
Source: RefSeq, a predicted model, not a curated record
CUACCGCGCGCGCCAGGAUGUGACAGCCGGGGACCUCGACAGGCAGAUGGUUGCAAGAGUGUCACUUACCUGGGAAAGAGUUGACACCAAGAUGCACUCUGAGAAGAAGCGUGCCAUAGAGUUGAUGAAAUCCAUGAUGCUAAAAACAGGACCUCUGUAUUUCUACGACCAGUUGAGAACCAGCACAGUAAAAAGAACUAAGAAGGUGCCAGAAGAAUUACCCUCAGAUAUGAAGUACAUGAAUAUUAAUCCACGUCUUGCAAGCUUUAUUAACAGUCUGAAUAAAAGUAAAAAAGGGGUUUCUGCCCAAGCUGAAAAGAAACAAGUGACCUCACCUAAGGAAGACAAGCUGCAUAAAGAGAAGUAUGGAGUGCUCCCAGAGAUCGGCACAUCUAGCUUUGUGAAGGGUGGUGGUGACAUCCACAACCGGAAGCUCAGUCAGGGCAUCAAUGAUGAAGAUCAAUUGAUGAACCCAUUUGAAGACUAUAAAUAUGUUGCUCCAACCUUGCUUUAUGAACUUGGAAAGCUAUUGCAUUUCUUCUCACAAUAUGAGAUUGUUUUUCCUCAAGGUUUGGUGAAUGUGCUAAACUACAGUUGGCAGGAGCUUAUUGAAGGAGCAAUAUACCCCAAAAAGCAGUGUCAAUCGCAGACUUCUAAGAAGACCACAGACACAAGUGCACAAAUGGCUGCAGAAGAGAAUGACUACAAAGUACCUGCCAAUCCAGAGAAUGUAGACAAUGCCAAGAAUAAUAAAAAUAAAGCCAAUACUACCCUAAUGGAGGGCAGCAAGGAAAAAGCAGUUCAAGACCAUAGCCAGGCUAAGCCCAAGGGAAGCAAAUCCCCUCCAAACAUUGCUGCCCAUUUAUCAGUAACCAUCAGUUUCUCAAUGUCAUCUAGAGUAUGUGAAGACAAAGGAUGGAUUUCACAAACAAAUGAAUCCAAAUCUGAGGAUAUGGAGUGGAAAGGGUUGAUUUCCUGGGCUUUGGAGAGACUGCAAAUUGCACAGAUCCAAAUAAACAAAGAGUUAUCUUUGUUAAAUGAAAAAGGAUUCUGCAAACCUGUUAUCCUCCGAUACUAUGAAACUACAAAAAAAGAUUUAAUAAUAAAGAAAAGGAAACACAUUAAGCCUUCACUACCUGUGCUGACAAAUGGAAAACCCCAUAUUCCAGACAUCAUACGGGAAAAUUCUUCUCUGCGCAAACUCCACUAUUCGCUCAUUGAUGGUUCUACAUUGGUUUAUUAUCCUUCUGGACAUCUGGCUGUGUGUCAUAGCCACUCUGGUCUGGCAUGUGGAGGUUUUUAUACUAAUAUAUUUUCCCCUGAGCAGAGCAUGCUGGGCACAUUCACCCCAUUUGGACAUGGCAGCCUUCAUUCUCCUGAAAGUAAUGUUUUCCUACUGCAAUACAACCAAGUUGGAGGAUUGUUGACAAGUAAAGAAGGAGAAACAAUGAAAGAAUGGGACUGGCCAAAAAAGGGCAAACUAUCGGAUCCCUUUACAGUGCAGGUCAAUGAAUAUGUCUCUGUUAAGAUUGCUGGCCAGUAUGCUAUUUGCCUAAUCUUUAGGUGGCAGCAUGAGACCGUACGUUUAUCUCUGUCACCAAUUCUGGAUGUCCCUCCUCCACAAAUGGAAGAUUUGGGCCAGCUCAUGACAAGUGAGAAUUUCUCCUCAAGAAAUGCAAGAGAAAUGACCAAAGCAAACAAAAAGAAAGCAAAAGACAAGGAUGCAAAGAGGAGCCCAAAGAAAACUACAAUUUUAGCAGAGAUAGCAAAGACCCUUGUAAUUCCUGAGGAUCAUAUUAGUCCUUCAAAUGACUUCAAUGCAGCUGUUGAGCUCAGGAAGCUUCAUCGAAAAAUCAGAAAUAUUGUAGAUGACUGGAUGGAGCAUUACCGCUUGGCUUCAGGAAUUGAUUCUCCACAUAUACAGAAGAUGUCUGAUGCUCCACCAAAAAUGUCAAGAAAAAGGAAAGUCCAAUCUGCUGCUGCAUUCCCAGUUACAUCACCUGCUUCAAAGUCGCACCCUGUCACAGAAACAGAUGUAGAGAGUGCACUUCAGAAGGAAAGGUUCCUUCUACAUGGGCGCUUUCUAUCAGCCCCUGCUCAUCAUCAUAAUAUGAAAUGGAAUACAUCCCUGAGCUCUGCUUCACCCAGGCCUUCAUCUUUUUCCAGCAUGAAGCGGGAACAAAUUGCUGCUGAUUCGAUUUUAAGUAAAAGUGGAAAUGAAAUAAGUGUUAAUAAAUCAGGGACCUUCAGCCUUUUAGGGCCCCUACUUUCUUUAGAACAAGAUGAAGAGAAGCUUUGGCACCCAUCACAUUAUGCCUGCCCAGUGGUCUUACAAAAAGUGCUGCUGGGUGAAGAACGCAGUCUCUGCAGGUGUAGUAGUCACCAGAUUCCCCAUGUGACAGACUUGGAGUUUGACCAGCUAAUAAACAAGACCUCAUCCUUGGAGCAGGUUAUUGUUGUGUGUAUUGUGUCAUCUUUGGGCUCUGAGAAAACUGACACUAAGGACGUGCUUGACCAACUAUAUGAAAAGAAGAACCGAUAUAGAAGUAUGCCAUGUAUCCAGAGCCGAGUGGACUCCUUCCGUAUAUUCAAGUACGACAUCAACACAUGUAAUAUCCUGACAGGUCAUAAACAACCUUUACUGGUUCAGAGGCACAAUGUAGCUCCGGGAAUGAUCCUGAUGUAUAUUUGUGGCAAGCUGGUAUUUGCAAACUACAUUUUUAAUGGAUACAGCAGAUCAAUAAAAGACCUUCAGAAACAGAUAACAAAAACUAGGAGCGACUACCAAACAGGAUGCCAUCUGCCCAAGGAUUUCAAAUUCAGCUAUGAAGGACACAUGGCUUAUACAUCCUUCGAUAUAACUCGAACAAGCACAACUAUUGAGAAAGUCUACCCCAAGGUUGCUCCAUUAAAUCAGCAGAUAUGGUAGAGAAGGAGGCGACAACCUCACGCAAGCACCAGUAUAAGUGGACAACAGCAUCAGAGCAGAAUCCUAAAAUAUCACAGACUACAGUCUGACACUAUAUGAUGAGUGUUUAUAAAAUGGACAAAUAUCUACAUUACCUGGGAUUUAAUGUACACAAUGUCAUUAAACUUAUACUGGCAUCACUGAUAACAAGCUCAAUGCUGUUAUUACCACCUGGUUAGAGCACAUGGGGUAGGACUAUUAUUACCAUACCGGCAGAGAUCAAGUAUUUAAAACAGGAUCACAGUAUAGAUAGUUUACAAAGUAAAUACUAUAAAAUACAUUUAUCACUGCAUCUAACUUUUUUGUUGUACUACCCUUACACCUUGUUAUCAACCAACACUAAAGGUAAUAGCUGUAUGCACUCUAUGGGGAGAUUUAUUGGUGUUGUUUUUUUUUUGUAUUGUUUUGGCUGAAAAGUUUUUCUUUUUUGCUACUUAUUGGGCCUCAUU